AGGGAUUUAGUGAAGCAAGAAUUGAUCCACACAUCGGACGUGGAGCACUUUAUUUUCGCGCAAACCCCACGAAGCUGACUCAGCGCAUUCGCGAUCGAUGAUCGAUUGAUCAGUGCUCGGUUCUACUCCGCGGCGGCUCCGCGCUUGCGUAUUGUCGCCCCCUCCGUCGAAGGAGGCUUGCCAUCUUGGGUCGCUCUCUCUCGCUCUCUCUUCUGCCCUCUCUUUUCAUUUGUCUCUCCCUCUCUUGAUCGACGAUUAAGUUGCCCCUUCUUAAAAAGCCACAGCAGCCCGGUCUCCAUCAAUCAUUGACUCGCAAACUGGCCAACGGGCAGGACGGUCAACGAGGUGCCAAUCCCAGUGAUAAUCUUACCACUUCUCCCUUCCGUGCUUUCAGUGAUCAGCGUGCGUGAGUGUGUGUCCGUACGCGCGUGCGUGGCUGUGUGAAAAGUUCUAAAAUUGGAAAGCAAUCGCUAGUGAUCCUCAAGAAAGUGAUCCCGAAAUAAUCACGAUUGCAAUGGCGAUGAAGUGGAUGAUUCUGAGCUGUUUGGUCAUUGCGUGCGUGAUUCACGCUGGAGACGCGAGUCCGGACAAGCACAAGGACUACCCGAAAAAGGGCAGCUUCGUGCCGGUUUACAUCCGCUUCGGUAAUCAACCGUUAGCUUCCAUCAGCCCCGAGCUGGCCGCCGCAUUCCAGGAAAGCUCGGGUCGCAGCUCUCGCAGCAAGCUGAUUCAGGAGCUGAACCGCCCGGUGCGGUUCUCGUCGGAGUCGAGCAGCGACGAGGAGCUGCGGAGUGACAAGUCGACGACGCCGAAAAAGGUGGACUCGGCCAGCAGCGAGAGCAACUCCAUCUCGAACGAAUCGAUCUCUUCCGAGAAGGAAGCCAAGGAGGCCAUCAAGAAUUUGCUUAAACAAAUGCACGCUCUCAGCAAUCCGCCGUCGGUGAAGACAAACACGGUCUAAUGGCUGUGCACUUGCCAGGCACUUCCAGCGGCCCUCAUUAGGGCGGCUGGAGAAAGGCGGCACGAUGGAAAGUUGGCCGCGUGUGUUUACUAAAACCCUCGGAUACUCUUGCACUGCAUACUGCCAUUUUGAUAAAUCGUAUUUAUAGGGAAGAAAUUCUAUUAAAUUCGCAAGAAGAAGACUGCAUUCAUUUAGGUCGGUCGGCUUUUUUGGCAAACCUUAGAAGAAAACUAUGAAAAACGAAUGCUACAAGUGGUUCCCGGCCUUUUCGGGAGCCCGAUUAGGGAACUGAGAUUUACAUUAGGUAAAAGGCCAAUAAUAAAAACAUCAACCGCUGUUUGA
This is a messenger RNA of Anopheles bellator, 1303 nucleotides long. RefSeq lists its product as uncharacterized. The record is from RefSeq and is a predicted model, not a curated record. Bases 515 to 961 code for a protein of 148 amino acids. NCBI's taxonomy places the organism in Eukaryota, Metazoa, Arthropoda, Insecta, Diptera, Culicidae. The transcript is spliced from 3 exons.